Molecule: messenger RNA, 713 nt
Organism: Acanthoscelides obtectus
Lineage: Eukaryota; Metazoa; Arthropoda; Insecta; Coleoptera; Chrysomelidae
Source: the annotation of a GenBank genome assembly
AUGGACCAUAUACUGUGUUACAACAAGCGGGACCCAACUCCUAUGUCAUUGGACAUCUUGAUGGGGAGAAGGAGGCAAGUUGUUACGAGGGCAAGUUACAUAAUUAUUUUAAAGAGCAGCAAGUACGACGGGUUGGCUGAAAAUGUACAAGAGAUUGGCUCUGCCGACCCGCCAUCUGUACACGAACAGUUCUUGAACAUGGUGCGAACGUACAAGAAGAAAACUGCAAGAGGUAUUAUUCCAAUUGAACAAUAUGAAAGUGCCAUGCAGGCCAUAUUACAAGAAAAAUUAUCAAUUAGAGAUGCUGCUACUCGCUACGGGGUUAAUUUUAUGACGUUACACCGCUAUAUGAAAAGAAAGUUAGCCCUAAACGUUGAAAACAGAAGCAAGUGCUUAGUUGGCUACGCUACGCACAGAAAAAUAUUUAGCAAUGCCGAAGAACAGGAACUUGCGAAAUACACAUUCCGCUAAAAUUUAUUACGGUCUUACAACUUCUGAUUUGCGCAAACUUGCAUUUCAUUUUGCGAUAGCAAACAACAUAUCUGUUCCAGAAAAUUGGAAGGUGAAAGAAAUAGCUUCCAAGGAUUGGUUAUAUGGAUUUCUGAAGAGGCAUCAAACUUUAUCUGUCAGAACAGCCGAAGCUACUAGUAUGGGCAGAGCCACUGCGUUUAAUCGCCAUAAUGUGUCGCAGUUUUUCAAUAAUCUUGGCAAGG